Messenger RNA from Eimeria necatrix, 341 nucleotides. RefSeq lists its product as hypothetical. NCBI's taxonomy places the organism in Eukaryota, Apicomplexa, Conoidasida, Eucoccidiorida, Eimeriidae. The annotation marks the transcript as partial. The transcript has a single exon. The record is from RefSeq and is a predicted model, not a curated record.
ACAGAACAAUGUCACAGAGCGAACUGCUAACAGAGUUGGCUAAAGUGCAGUGGAAUGGUAACCUGAAGGAAUACACGGAUCGGUUUGCGACUGUAGCGGAGCGGGGCAUGAGUCUUACCCCUGCCGAACUCGCGGAAUACUACUGCACAGGGCUACCGACUGACCUCCAUCUCUCAAUAACUAAUGACAGACAAGUGAAAUACCUGACGUGGGAACAAGCGGCGACAGCCGCAACACGGCUCUACGAGCCCAAGCAGAGCGUGCUGGAACUCCGCGAAAGAAACAGUCGAGCCAUUAGGGCUAUCAUGCAAGCUAAUGGACCCGUGGGCGCCAGGAAAUAG